This is a messenger RNA of Daphnia magna, 1430 nucleotides long. RefSeq names its product protein FAM50 homolog. Gene Ontology annotation, cellular component: nucleus. Bases 282 to 1358 code for a protein of 358 amino acids. Gene Ontology annotation, biological process: chromatin organization. The record is from RefSeq and is a predicted model, not a curated record. Lineage: Eukaryota; Metazoa; Arthropoda; Branchiopoda; Diplostraca; Daphniidae. The transcript has 9 exons.
ACCAACACGAAUCCGAGACCGCAGUAAAAACGAAAAAAGUGCAGACAAGAAUUCUUGGAGUGCAAGUGUGACGGCAAAUAACAACAAAAAGGAUCUUUUUGUAUACGGCGAAGAAUUUUUGACGGCGUCAAGACAAGGGUUUCAAAAACAAUACUAGUGAAAUCUUAAAGAAAUUUUUUUUUUAGUUGUUUAAGUUUUUGGUGAAACAGGGAAUUCUAAGUUGGUUCUUGUUUGAUGCUUACUGUUCCAGAUAUCAAACAGGCAAAGCAACUUCAUCCAAAAUGGCACAAUACAAGGGUGCUGCAAGCGAAGGCAGCAGGGCGAUGCAGAUGAUGAAGAAACGGGAACAAGCGCAGGAGGAAGUUGAGUUUCGAAAAAAGAAAAUUGAAGAGGAACUAAAACUGUCUGGAAUGAAAGACAAGUUUGCUUCACAUUAUGAUGCAGUCGAACAGCAAUUAAAGACCUCCACAAUUGGUUUAGUGACCCUAGAUGAAAUGAAAGCAAAGCAAGAGGUGAUAGUUCAAGAGAGGGAGAAACAGCUGGCUAAAAAACUCAAGGAAAAAGAACGAGAAAUUGAGAGAGAAUUGGAGGCCAAACGAGCGGAAAAAAAGAAACAAAAGCAGCAAAUUAAAUCGCUAUCUUUUAAAUUAGAUAACGAUGAAGAAGAAGAAGAGGGUGACCAAGAGGAAAUUCAAAGUGCCCCCUCCCCAAAGAUAUUAGCUGAUGAAAGUGAAUCAUUAGAUAAAAGUGAAGAGGAACCUGCGGCAAAGAAAAUUAAAGGUAAUAAAAACCCUGAUGUAGACACGAGUUUCUUGCCUGACAGGGACAGAGAAGAAGAAGAAAAUAAACUUCGCGAGGAGCUUCGUCAAGAGUGGGUAACUAAACAAGAAGCUUUAAAACAAGAACCCAUAGAAAUUACCUACAGCUAUUGGGACGGGUCGGGUCACAGGAAAACGACUCGCAUGAAAAAAGGAAACACGAUUUAUCAAUUUUUGCAGCGCUGUCUGGAUUCACUAAGGAAAGAUUUCCAUGAAUUGAAAACAAUUUCUGCAGAUCAAUUGAUGUAUGUGAAAGAGGAUCUCAUAAUACCUCACCAUUAUUCGUUUUAUGAUUUUAUAGUCACAAAGGCAAGAGGAAAAAGUGGUCCUUUAUUCAGUUUCGAUGUUCAUGACGACAUCCGAAUAGUAAGCGAUGCAAGCGUUGAGAAAGAUGAAUCCCACGCUGGCAAAGUACUGCUGAGAAAUUGGUAUGAAAGAAAUAAGCACAUCUUCCCAGCAUCCAGGUGGGAGCCGUAUGACCCUACAAAGACAUAUGAAAAAUAUAGUAUCAAAGAUAAGAAUAAGAAAAACGCGCCCUAAACGUGUGUUUGAUGGGAGGCAAACCGCCAAUCCAUAUUUAAUAUUUGGAUCAAUACAUUGUAAUAAAAUUUG